Myripristis murdjan (pinecone soldierfish) is the source of this 780-nucleotide messenger RNA. RefSeq names its product notochord homeobox (gene noto). Gene Ontology annotation, molecular function: DNA-binding transcription factor activity, RNA polymerase II-specific; RNA polymerase II cis-regulatory region sequence-specific DNA binding. Bases 1 to 780 code for a protein of 259 amino acids. The record is from RefSeq and is a predicted model, not a curated record. Gene Ontology annotation, cellular component: nucleus. The transcript is spliced from 3 exons. Gene Ontology annotation, biological process: central nervous system development; neuron differentiation; regulation of transcription by RNA polymerase II. Lineage: Eukaryota; Metazoa; Chordata; Actinopteri; Holocentriformes; Holocentridae.
AUGCAGGCACCGAACAGACCAACCGGAUCUUAUGGAUAUGCCGUGCGUAAUUACGCACCAUCUUCACUGUAUCCACAGUACCCUGGAAGCCAGUGCGCAGCGUCAACGAAGCCUCCCAGUGGAAAAUCUUUCACUAUUGAUGCUUUGCUCGCCAAGCCAGAGGACACGAGCAGCGACCGGACGAGUCCUGCUCAGUGUGGAGUAAAAUACCAACCGGUAACCCCACUGCUCCCGUUCACCGGGCAGAUAGGCGUAUCGAUACCACCACCAUCUUACCUCUACUCGCCGGGUAUGCUGCAUUCAGCAGCCCACACGCAACCUGGAUAUUCUGUCUACUGCUGCCCGCCUUUCCCCUAUCAGUCAUCGUGUCGCGGAGCAUUUUACGCACAAGGUAACGAUUCUAAAGUCAGCGUCCAUUCGUUCAAAACCAAGGGCGGAAAGUCGAAGAGGAUGCGCACCAGCUUCACCAACGAGCAGCUGUCCCGGCUGGAGAAGGAGUUCGCACGCCAACAGUACAUGGUGGGAUCCGAGAGGUUCCUCCUGGCCUCCGCUCUUCAGCUGACAGAAGCUCAGGUCAAAGUCUGGUUCCAGAACCGGCGCAUCAAGUGGCGCAAGCAGAGUCUGGAGCAGCAGCAGGCCAAGCUUGCCAAACUCGGCCUGGCCGCCCCGCCGAAGAGCCCCGGUUCCCAAGGCCACGGAGAUGAAGGUGAUGAAGAUGAGUUCUCCGACUCGUCAGAUGUGGAUAUCGACGUGUCUGAUGGAUCCAUUGACCACUGUUGA